AUGACGCCUCGAGACAACGAUAGCAACAGCAGCCAGAAGCGUUUCCCUAUUGACGGCGGUUCCUUUGAACGCUUCCCCAUCGAGCAGGCCGUGAUCUACGAACCCGAGGAUGAAGUCCACCGUCGCAAGUGGCGUACCGGAUCUCCCCCAGGUAACCUCCUCUCUCUCUUCCCCGACCCCGUACCCGUUGUGAAAGGCCUUAACCAGUUCCGCUUCCAGCUUAGCCGUGACAAUGGAGUGAUGCCCGGUCUGUUUGGUUAUCUUGAGAAGUAUAUCAGUGCCACACACCUGGUGUGGAGCAUGUGCGCCUGUCUUGCAGACAGCGGCAUUGACCCGGAGUGGACGAAGACAUUCGAAAUGUGGCGCCCGCAGUGGCGAGAGUUCUCCAAGAGCUUUGAGUGCCAUGGUAAUACCGAGCGUACGUUGCCGAUUGCUGCCUCCCCGGUCCGUGAGAUGUGGGUUCAGAAACCCAAUUCGCUUGAUGUGUUCAAGCUUCGUGUUGUGUAUCACAGGGAGAAGCAGCGUGAUCGUGAUGAUCUUCAGGCUCUUUGGAAGUUCAUGCUUGAUGUUAAGCCCGACCUUGUUCUUGAGGGGGCUUAUCUUAUUACCCUCAAGCAUGAGUCUUGGUUUCCGUAUGAGUAG
Penicillium bovifimosum is the source of this 642-nucleotide messenger RNA. RefSeq lists its product as uncharacterized. Bases 1 to 642 code for a protein of 213 amino acids. The transcript has a single exon. Lineage: Eukaryota; Fungi; Ascomycota; Eurotiomycetes; Eurotiales; Aspergillaceae. The record is from RefSeq and is a predicted model, not a curated record.